AUGGAGCCCGGAAAAAACCUGGAAGAUCUGAACAUUACGGCGGAUGAAGUGGACAGACUGAGAAAAGCUUUAAAAGAUGAGAAGUUCAGGGAGAUGCUGCAAGAUUACGCGGAGGAAAUAUCAAACCCGGAGAACAAGAGGAGGUACGAAGAGGAGAUCGCGCUUUUGGAGCGUGAGAGAGGAAACAACAUCGACUUCAUCCACCCGGAACCUUUCAAGGCUCUUAAGACGAGUGUGGACGGCAGCCGAAAGUGUUUCAUCAACAUUUGCUCCAACGAGAAAGUUGGAAAACCCGAGUGUAAGAUUGUGUCGGAGGAUGGCCGCAGGGGGCAGAGUUGGUCCGUGCCCCACAGUCUGCACCCAGGGAGACAGGACACAGACUCAAAAGGGAACCAGAUCACCAUCUAUGAUGUCAUCUUCCACCCUGACACCCUCCACAUAGCGAGCAAAGACAAGAGGUUCAUGGACAUAGUGGACAGCACAGCCAUUCAGGGGAUCGAAAAGGCCUUUAAAGUCACUCUGGACAAAAACAACAUGCGACUGUUGAAAACAAAGUACAAGGGCACCCCCCAGCCUUGUGUCAUUCGAAAACCCAUUCCUGGAUUCAAAGACGAGGGGCCCUCAGUGGAGCCUGACCCUCUUGCCUUCCCAUUCCCUGGUGAUAAAGGACCUGCCCCAUCCUCGCAAACCAAACCUCAGAAUCCAGCCUCACAGAGCAAAGAGCCGACCCAGCCCAAAUACACGGUAAAGUAUCGACAUUUUGUCGAUGUGCAGGACUUCAGGAACUCCAGAGACUCAGCUCAGAGCCCCAGGCCCAAAGAGAUAGUGGUCACCAUUGACCUGCCUCUGCUGAGGUCCGUCGCAGACACCAGCCUUGAGGUGAUGAAGCAGAGGCUGCUGCUGGAAUCCGAGAACCCGGCGUACAGGCUCGAGCUGCCUCUGGCCUACCCUGUGGACGAGGACAAAGGAGAGGCCAAGUUUAACAAGCACAGAGGACAGCUGACCGUCACACUGCUUGUUCUCCCCUCUAAUGAAGUGUUUGAUUAUGCUUCAUGGCCUGCUGUGACUGAUGCUGACGGUCAGGGUGAAGGUGUUGAUGAAAGGAAUGUGAGUGAAAGCGAGGAGGAGAGAGGGAAGGAGCAGGAGAGGGAGAGUGAGAAAGGUGACGAGGAGCAAAGAUGUGUUGAGGAGGAGGAAGGAAAAGGAAGUAAAGCAGGAAAGAGUAGAGAAGAGGAUAAGAAGCAGCAGACAAAGGGGGGAGGUGAAGAUGAGGACAGAGAGGAGCAGAUGAGAGGAGAUCAGGGUGGUGUAGAGGGAGAUGAAAGAAGUGAAGUAGGUGAGGAGGAAGAACAGAGACCACAUAAGAGAGAAGGGGAAGAGAGUGAAGACGAGGGAAGCGGUGUGGAGAGGGAGGCAAAAUGCAAGAAGCAGAACGGAAAAGAAGAAAGUGUGGAGGAGGAAAGAGGGAAGGAGCAGGAGAGGGGGAUUGAGAAAGUUGAGGAGGAGCAAAGCUGUGUUGAGGAGGAGGAAGUAAAGCAGGAAAGAGUAGAUGAAGAGGAUAAGAAGCAGCAGACAAAGGGGGGAGGUGAAGAUGAGGACAGAGAGGAGCAGAUGAGAGGAGAUCAGGGUGGUGUAGAGGGAGAGGAAAGAAGUGAAGUAGGUGAGGAGGAAGAACGGAGACCACAUAAGAGAGAAGGGGAAGAGAGUGAAGACGAGGGAAGCGGUGUGGAGAGGGAGGCAAAAUGCAAGAAGCAGAACGGAAAAGAAGAAAGUGUGGAGGAGGAAAGAGGGAAGGAGCAGGAGAGGGGGAUUGAGAAAGGUGAGGAGGAGCAAAGAUGUGUUGAGGAGGAGGAGGAAGUAAAGCAGGAAAAAGUAUAUGAAGAGGAUAAGAAGCAGCAGACAAAGGGGGGAGGUGAAGAUGAGGACAGAGAGGAGCAGAUGAGAGGAGAUCAGGGUGGUGUAGAGGGAGAGGAAAGAAGUGAAGUAGGUGAGGAGGAAGAACGGAGACCACAUAAGAGAGAAGGGAAAGAGAGUGAAGACGAGGGAAGCGGUGUGGAGAGGGAGGCAAAUUGCAAGAAGCAGAACGGAAAAGAAGAAAGUGUGGAGGAGGAAAGAGGAGAGGAGGACAAAGCAGAAGAGCAGAAACAGGAAAAUGUGAAUGAAGACAAAUUGACAGCUGAACACUCCAGAGAGGAGGAAGAAGUCAAUCUAACUUUAGAGAUCCAAGAGGAAACUGAAAAGAUGGAGGAAAACCUACAAGAAAAUGCUCAGGUGGAAGCAGAUGUUGAGUUUCACAGUCACACAUCCGGUGAGGAAUUAUCAGCCAUGACGACCACUUCAGGCCUUGACGUUGUAGAGGACGUUUCCCAAGGGACUAAAGUGUCUGAAACAGAAGCAGCAAAAGAGCCGGGUAGAGGAGGCUCAGGAGAGCAGAGCGAGAGGGACAACCUGGACCAGGACGACCUGGACCAGGACGACCUGGACACAGAGCAGAUCUUCCAAACCCCAGUGCACAAUGAACAGCAUGCGUUACUGAGGGAAAUUGAUGAAGAUGGAAAGGAAAACGUCCACAGUGAUCAUUCCACAUCUGCUGGGUUCAUCCUCCAUAACGCCCUGAUGUAUGAGCUGGACUGA
This is a messenger RNA of Limanda limanda (common dab), 2634 nucleotides long. It is a transcript of the gene dnaaf2, whose product is annotated as dynein axonemal assembly factor 2. The record is from RefSeq and is a predicted model, not a curated record. Lineage: Eukaryota; Metazoa; Chordata; Actinopteri; Pleuronectiformes; Pleuronectidae. Gene Ontology annotation, cellular component: cytoplasm. Gene Ontology annotation, biological process: axonemal dynein complex assembly.